GGUUCGUUUUCCCCUCUUCUGUGCCCUCGAAUCUUCUCCGGCUUGCAGCUUUAUCAACCGGUCUUUCUCAUUUCGCUUUAGCUCCCAUGUGGGUUUUGAAGUUGCGACUUAAUAUUCCUUCUUCUUUAUUCCGUUUCUUCUACAUCCCCUCCAGAUUUUACUGCUUCCGCUGCUGCUCCAUUCGAUUUGUCUUUUUGCUUGCUUCUUCGUAGCUUCUCUAUGGUCCAUCUGCGUAGUGAAGGCCCUUACUGUAGCUUAUUGUUGAUUUUACUUGUGAUUCCUACUUGGAAAUUUGUUUUUCAUCUAGUAUUGGCAUUUCUUUUCAAAAGGCCGCAAUGAUUAGAAGCCCUGUUUUUGUCCAGAACCCGGAGUCAACCCUAUGUUACGUUCGUGAUUCAUAGUAUAUUUGCCCUCGCUAAUACCUCUCAGGGAUCUCUUGUGGCCUCAUUCGCUUAUUUCAUUUCUCUUGCUUAAUGUUCUCGGAGACAAAGAUGGAUCUGGCGCUCUUAGCUUCAAGAUCUCUAGUUUCUGGCCACAUUUAGCAACACCGACAAGUUGUUCCGUUAAGCACGCCUUUCCAAUGAAGCGUUCGAUUCGCCCGCUGUUUGGAGUUCUAAUUGUCGUCGUCUUCGUUGCCACUCUCAGCUGCAGAACCUUUGUUCGGAGAGGCUUAUUGUCCAUUGAGUUGGAGAGCAGAGUAUGGGUUCAAGUUCCGGCAGCACCAUUGUUGAACGCGACGCUGCUGAAACACGCCGCCAUCGAUAUCGGAGAAGAGAAGUCGAAGCAAGAAAUCCAGCAGCUUCUGGAUGGAGACUUUGGAAGUCAAGCCCGGCACCGGACGUUUGUCUCUUGGCGUAGAUUCAUUCACCAUGAGAUCACUGAUAAGGACCCGAGGAGGCUAGCGGUAACGAUACGCUCGCCGCUGUUUUAUAGGUAUUGGCUCGAUUUCCGAAAGGUUUUGAACGAUUGGACCAGGAAAAAGAGGUUUCAGCCUAGUAUUAUGUCCGAUUUGACGCGGCUAGUUAAGCUUCCUAUCGAUAGGCACAAUGGAUUGGCGGGUUCCGAGCGGCGAUACUCGUCUUGUGCGGUGGUUGGCAACAGUGGAAUUUUGCUGAACAACGACUAUGGGAAGCUCAUUGAUAGCCAUGAAGCAGUUAUCCGAUUGAACAAUGCAAGGGUUGAGAAGUUUGAGAAGAAAGUGGGGUCUAAAACAAGCAUUUCAUUCGUAAAUAGCAACAUUUUGCAUCUCUGUGCAAGGAGGACAGAAUGCUUCUGUCACCCAUAUGGAGCUAAUGUGCCAAUAGUUAUGUACAUUUGCCAACCAGCUCAUUUCUUGGAUUACACCGUUUGCAAUUCCUCUCACAAAGCACCAUUGCUGGUCACCGAUCCACGGUUCGAUAUGUUAUGUGCUCGGAUUGUGAAGUACUACUCCUUGGAGAGGUUUGUGGAGGAGACAGGGAAGGCUUUGGAAGAAUGGAGCUCUGCACAUGAUGGUGCUCUAUUUCAUUACUCUUCUGGUAUGCAAGCUGUUAUGUUAGCUUUAGGAAUCUGUGAUAGAGUCAGUAUAUUUGGGUUCGGCAAGUCCGCCUCAGCCAGGCAUCAUUAUCAUACGAAUCAGAAGGCUGAGCUUCAUUUGCAUGACUAUGAAGCAGAAUAUGCUUUUUACGGGGACCUGGUCGAUGGACGCAGGGCAAUACCUUUCCUCUCGGACAAAUUCAAGAUUCCACCCGUGGUGCUGUAUCAAUGACCCCUUGUUCUGAUUUUGUGGUGAAGCAGUCAGCAAAUUUGUCUAUCAUGAAGCAUCUGAAAUUUUCUCAUGAUUUUUGUGAAAUGGGCAGAUAGUGUGGAAAGGAAUACUGAUUGAAGAUUUUUUUUUUUUUUUGGUCUUUUCCCUCAUUUCAGAACUACUACUGCCAAAACCAGGCUGAAGCAACAGUUUUAAGUGUAAAUUGCGGUUAAAUCAAUACAAGUUCGAUCCUUGAAUGGUUAAGUACCUAUCUUUGUUUUCUACACUCAAGAUUAUGUUGAUCUGCUACUCUCAUGUGGUUGAUUUUGUAUUGUAGCUUCAUGACGGCACGUGAAUGCUCAUGUUCUUGACAGCCUUACAACAAUCAUCAAAAGCCUUGUCUACAUACUCAAAUCGAACCAUGUGAUCUGCUUAAGGUCUCUGGCAUUUUGAGGAAUCAACAUUAUCUCCUGCC
Molecule: messenger RNA, 2201 nt
Organism: Neltuma alba
Lineage: Eukaryota; Viridiplantae; Streptophyta; Magnoliopsida; Fabales; Fabaceae
Product: beta-1,6-galactosyltransferase GALT29A-like
Exons: 1
Coding region: 581-1747 (388 amino acids)
Molecular function (GO): sialyltransferase activity
Source: RefSeq, a predicted model, not a curated record